CAAUACUUGGUCUUGAUUGCACUCUCCUUCUUAUUAUGCAUUUAGGAUGCUUUCGCCUUGAGUUGUGUUUGUUUGGUGCCUAUGGUAGCUUACAAUAUGCAAAUAAGUCUGGUAGCAGUAACUAAGCUGGGCAGUCACAUAAGACCUUUUUUUUCUUCUCGCUUCUUUCUCUUUACCCCUUGACUUUUGACAUGUUGAGAACAUUGGGGAAAAGAACUAUUGCUGUUUCUAAAUGCUUUGCUAAACCGAGAUCUUUCAUUGCGAGUAGACCGACAUGCAAAACCAUUUCUAAGAUCAAUUUGAGUGAACUUGUUUUAGAAACAGAAACUAAUACGCCUAUAAAACCGCUGGAAGCCAAAGAAAUCUCGACUGGUUCGGUUGUUCUUGAUACAGUACGGGAAUAUACUAAAAAGUACCCUCUUUGUGUGCUUCUGGUUCAGGUGGGCGAUUUCUAUGAGCUUUAUGAAUCGCACGCAAGCAGAUAUGCACCCCAAUUAGAUUUGAAGCUGACCAAGAAAACUAUUAAUGCUGGUAACGUGGUUGACUUUGCUGGAUUUCCUUUAAGGGCGCUAGAUAGAUAUCUUGAUAUACUUGUCAAUAGACUUCAAUGCAAGGUAGCUCUUUGUGAACAGUUCGGUUCUGUAUCAAGAGAUGAUAAAUCAAUAAUUGGGAUACAACGGAAGAUUACAAGAAUAAUUACACCUGGUACUGUGAUAGAAGAGCGAUUUUUGGAAUCCAAUCAAUAUAACUAUUUACUUUCCGUAUUUCCUAAUAAGGAUUCUACAAUUGGCCUAGCUUGGGUCGAUGUAUCUGUAGGGGAAUUUGUAAUGCAGCAGACUACAUUAAAUGCAUUAAAAGACGAUAUUGCAAGAAUCAGGCCAAGGGAAGUCAUUUUACCUGAAUCAAUGAAACCUUCUGAUGCUCUGCUGCAGCAAGGAUUAUUUGACCAAGAUGUAUAUGAUCCUGUGACCAAACUAAUUAUGGGUGAUUCAAGCAUAGCUAUUAGCUAUGAAGCCGAUAUACAGUAUAAUGCUGGUAGUGCGAUUAAAACCCUACAAAAUAUGUUUAAGAACGCAAAACUCGAAUUCAGUCAAGUGGAAUUAGCUGCAAGUAUGGCCUUGAUGAUGUAUGUCAAUGAAACUCAUAUCAAUAGGAAACCGAAAUGGCAAAAGCCAACCCGGUUCAGUAUGCAUGAUUCGGUUUGUAUUGACAGUGCGGCCAUGGCGUCACUUGAAAUUGUCAGGAGCUUACAAGGCAGAAGAACUGAUAGCCUAAUAGGAGUAUUAGACUGUACAUCAACAAGCGCCGGUUCAAGGUUGCUUACCCGCUGGCUAUCUUCUCCUUUGACUUCUAUCGAUGAAAUUAGAAAUAGGUUAGAUAUUGUGGAAUAUUUUAAAGAAAACACCUUUACUUUGGAUGGUGUACGAAAUCUUCUUCGUCAAAGCACUGAUGCACAAAGAGCAAUACAGAGACUAGCUUUAAAAAGGGGCCAGCAUUCCGAUUUAAUGGAAGUUUGGUAUACCUUAGAUGUAAUGAGAAACAUCCAUGAUCAAUUACAAGAUGCCGAAUCAGAAGCAACUCAAACCCUCUUAAUGACUAUGGAUCCCCAUAAAAAAUUAGCAGAUUAUAUUCGUGAUGCUUUUGAUCAUCAAAAAAUCCAGGCCAAGGACGUAAGGGACUACGGUUAUGUAAAUCAUAAAUUUCACCCUGCUCUCUCACAGCUCCAUAAUCAACUGGAUCAAUUGGAGACUCAACGAUUAAAUCUUCAGAACGAACUUCGCGCCUUAUGCGGUAACUCACUCUCCUUAAUGACAGAUGGCCCUUUUAAACACAUUAUUGAAGUCAGCACAAGAAAGGCAUCAAACCUAUUAGACAUGUAUCCUCAAGCGUUACUUAUUAAUCAAACAAAAAGCAGGAAGAGAUAUCAGGUAGAAGAGUGGACAGAUAUUUCAGUGCGUCUUACCACUGUACAAUCUCAGAUAAUAGAAAUCGAAAGUGAGGUAUUUGAUGAGGUCGUAGACAAACUUUUGGAUCAAAGCGCGACAAUUUUACAAAGUUGCAGAAAAUUGGCUCAAUUGGACGUGCUUACGUCUUUUUCGCAACUUGCUCGUCAAAAUGAUUAUGUACGUCCCCGUAUAACACGUGCAAAUAGAACAAUGAUUGUAGGUGGUCGACACCCUGUCGUCGAAGCUAAUUUGUCUCGAAAAGGUCAAACAUUUGUACCCAAUGACUGUGAUCUCGGUUCGGAUCAGCGAAUUUGGCUUUUAACUGGCCCUAACAUGGGAGGGAAAAGCACAUUUUUAAGGCAACAUGUGAUUAUUGUUUUAAUGGCACAUAUGGGCUGCUUUGUACCUGCCGAUCGAGCUUGGAUUGGUAUCACAGAUAGAAUAUUUAGUCGCGUUGGCGCAGCAGAUAAUUUAGCUCAGAAUCAGUCCACUUUUAUGGUUGAGAUGUCCGAAGUAUCUACUAUUCUCAGACAGGCUACUGCAAGAUCAACUGUCAUCAUGGAUGAAGUUGGCAGGGGUACUUCAACUAUAGAUGGAUUUUCGUUAGCCUUUGGUAUAUUAGAUUUUUUACACAGUCAAAUUAAGUGUCGUACAAUAUACGCAACUCAUUACCACGAAUUGGCUGAUACAAUGACCAGUUACGACAAUAUCAAGUUUUACCGAACUGGAAUAGAAGAAACCCCAUCAGGCGGGUUUCGUUUUAUACAUAAGGUUGAACCGGGUAUUUGCCGACAAUCUCAUGGAUUAAAGGUGGCACAUUUAGCUGGAAUACCAAAGCAGGUAAUUGAUAAAGCAGAGGGAAUGUGGAACUGCUUACAAAAAACACCCCCCCAUCAUUGUAACACGAUAUGAGAAUGUGGAACACCAAAAAAUUAAUAAUACGGCUUAAAAAAAGCACAUUAAUGUACCUCUCUUUGUGUGUAUUUUGGUGUUAUGUUCCUUCUUUGAACUACCAUGACCCCUCAUAUUAUUUUAAACAAGGAUUGCAUAAAUAACAAAUAUUAAACUCGUUCUAAUGCAGCACUUAUAAAA
Messenger RNA from Mucor mucedo, 3038 nucleotides. Its product is annotated as DNA mismatch repair protein MutS. The record is from RefSeq and is a predicted model, not a curated record. The transcript has 3 exons. Lineage: Eukaryota; Fungi; Mucoromycota; Mucoromycetes; Mucorales; Mucoraceae. Gene Ontology annotation, molecular function: mismatched DNA binding; ATP-dependent DNA damage sensor activity; ATP binding. Gene Ontology annotation, biological process: mismatch repair. Gene Ontology annotation, cellular component: nucleus. Bases 192 to 2858 code for a protein of 888 amino acids.